Molecule: messenger RNA, 315 nt
Organism: Trichoplax adhaerens
Lineage: Eukaryota; Metazoa; Placozoa; Uniplacotomia; Trichoplacea; Trichoplacidae
Exons: 4
Coding region: 1-315 (104 amino acids)
Cellular component (GO): nucleus; epsilon DNA polymerase complex
Molecular function (GO): protein heterodimerization activity
Source: RefSeq, a predicted model, not a curated record
AUGGCGGGGAAUGAAGAAGUUCUCGAUGAAGAAAAACAGCUCAACGAAAAUGCCAAUGCUAGCAUAAGAUUGACUAAAUUACCUCAAACUCGUGUUAGAAAUAUUAUUAAGCUAGAUCAUGACGUUACUUUGGCUAGCUCUGAAGCUGUAUACUUGAUUACCAAGACCACGGAGUUAUUCGUAGAAUACUUCACAAAAGAAGCACAUAAACGAACGGUCGAAUAUAAGAGAAAAACACUACAGCGAAAAGACUUAGACGACGCUAUCAAGACAACAGAUCACUUUGCAUUCUUGGAAGAUAUCCCACUUGAUUAA